This is a messenger RNA of Spirodela intermedia, 1039 nucleotides long. NCBI's taxonomy places the organism in Eukaryota, Viridiplantae, Streptophyta, Magnoliopsida, Alismatales, Araceae. The record is from the annotation of a GenBank genome assembly.
AUGGCAUGGGAAGGCAAUGAUUUUAAAGAUGCGGUACCCAUUAGUGAGCAUUUGGUAUUAGGUGAUAUUUAUACCUCUUUUCACAUAAGAAAAUAUGAAAUUAAAGCUCAUAUGACGAGUCAGGGCCCUGAAAGAAUUACUAAAUAACCUCAUUUAGAGGCCUAUUUACUCCGCAGUUUUGACAGAAAUGAAAUCGUUAUGCUCGGAUCUUGGGUGGAAACAUGUACUAUGUUAGUAGGUAAAUGAACGCCUCAGAUAGCGAACGAAUCCUCAUAAUGCCCCAGAGGAUAGAUUAUGGCGGACCGUACUUGAUAUUCAGGUUUCCACUGGAAAGGAAACUUAUCUAAAAAUUAUCUAUAGAUGGAAGGGGUCAAGUAAUUGAUGCGAGAUGCUUCUAAACUGAUUUCAUUUGCCAGUUUAGACAAAAACAGGGGUAAAGUAAUGGAUUUGUAUAAUAUAUUUCACAGAAACAUGAAAUCAAAGUGGGCGAUAAAGUGGCAGGAGGACAUGGAAAUAUGGGUAGUAUUUCCCAAUUUUUAUUCUUAUCUAGGAAAAAAUUGGUUUUGAACCCUUGAAGAGCCUGGUUAAUAUGGUUUUGAAGAGCAAGAGGCUUUGAAUGAAUGAGGGACAGAUAUUUGAAUGCUCACUCAGCUUAACGGGCGAUUUAUUUCAAAAUAGAUGUUAUAGAGUAGCCCCUUUCGAUGGCAGAUACGAGCAAGAGGCUUCGAGAAAACCAGUGUUUUCAGAAUUAUAUGAAGCUAGUAAGCAAAGAAAAAAUCCAUGGGUAUUUGAACCCGAAUACCCAGGAAAAAGUUAAAUAUUUGAUGGAAGAACCAGAGAUCCUGCCCUAAUAGGAAAGUUCUAUAUACUUCAAUUAAUUCGUCAAUGUGAUGAUACAUACAAUCCAUGAACGUUCCACUGGACAUUGUACGCUUGUUACACAACAACCCCUUAGCGGAAGGGCAAAAGACGGGCACAACGAGUGGGAGAAAUGGAAGUUUGGGCUUCAGAAAGAUUUGAUGUUGCUCAUAUCUUAUGA